Molecule: messenger RNA, 1228 nt
Organism: Aegilops tauschii subsp. strangulata
Lineage: Eukaryota; Viridiplantae; Streptophyta; Magnoliopsida; Poales; Poaceae
Source: RefSeq, a predicted model, not a curated record
CAAACAUGGCUGUUGCAGAGUUGACUGCCACCUUAUAUAAACGGCUUGGAAGCAGACAGGCUCUGCAUCACAACUUCAACUCCAGGAAGCGUCUUUCUCUGCACACACAAGAGUCUGCGCCCACCCCAAGUUCACGGCUAGCUCACAAAUCACAAUGUCCAAGGUAAUUAGUGAUCAUGUUCUUCCGUUUUGCUUACAUGUCUAAAGGUGUACACUUGUACUGAAUGCUUGUGUUUUCACAUUUGAAUGACCUGCAGAAGAUCGUGAUCAGAGCUGAUCUCAUCGGCGAGAAGUGCAAGAGCAAGAUCAUGUCAAUUGUUGCCAAGCUCGAGGGUACCUAUCUUCCUUCCAAGUUCCAACCCACACUAUCUUCUUGUUUACCAAAUGUAUGUAAUUUUCAGGGAUCAAGUCCAUGGACAUUGACCAGGACAAGUGCACGCUGACGGUGGUCGGCACCGUCGACCCGGUGUGUGUCGUGCAGAAGCUCAGGAAGUCGUGCUUCGCCGCGACUAUGAUCAGCGUGGACGACGACAAACCCAAGGAGAAGAAGAGCCCCUGCCAGGAGGCCUGCGAGAAGGCCUGGAAGGAGAAGUACGAGAAGGCCUGCAAAGAGAAGUGCGAGAAGGCUUGCAAGGAGCCGUGGUGCGGCGACUGCGAGAAGGGGACACCGUCGUACCGCUGCACGCCGGGCUGCUACUCCAGCCCCUGCGGCCUGCCCAGCUGCCACUACUACAGCAAUGGCUACGGCUACGGCGUGCGCACACCCCCGCCGCCACUGGGAUACGCCUGCUAUGAGGAGCGGUCACGCGGAGGCGGAGGAGAAUGCGGCAUCCAGUAAGCCGGUGGGUUCAUCGUCGUCCCUCCUGCAAGAGGAGUAAGAUUCUGCAGGAGUGUGUAUGGCUGUGUCGUUGGAGUUCUCUUUUCGUACAGUGAUGAUUCCUUUUCCUCUGUGACACGACGGCUUACUUCCGGUUUGAUGCUUCAGUCUGUCUAUACUACUGGUGUAUAAGUAUAAUAAAAGCUCAUGUCGGCCAGCAUUUCUAUUUGUAGAUACUGAUGGCUACCUUGUGAAUUUAUAUUGGUGGUUCAAAGCACACUCCGUCUAUGUGAAAGGGCAAUCAAAAGGAACUUAUUUAAAAUAAAAUGAGCUGAAAUAAGGCAGUGUGCCGUGUGCAGUCUGUCAACGGCUUAACCCAAACAGAAUGGACUCAAACUGGAUGACUGAAGG